GGCUGGCGCCCGCGGCGGGAUACGGGACAGGGCCGGCGCGUCGCUUCGGUGGGCCGAGGCCGCCCGCUGAGGGAGGGCCGGCAGACCAGUCCACGUCCGCCGGCCGGAGAGCGGCUGGGCCUCUGAAUCCGGCUCCUGCUCCUGAAAUGGCUGCCGAUUCUCCAGCGGGCGGGGUGGCCUUUGGGGUUUCCGCGAGAUCCUGUCGGGCGGCUGGCCCCGGUACGCCAGGGGUUGGAAAAACCACGCUAGGCAAAGAACUUGCAUCAAGAUCAGGACUGAAAUACAUUAAUGUGGGUGAUUUAGCUCGAGAAGGAGAGCUGUAUGAUGGCUAUGAUGAGGAGUAUGAUUGUCCCAUUUUAGAUGAAGAUAGAGUGGUUGAUGAGUUAGAAAACCAAAUGAGUGAAGGUGGAGUUAUUGUUGACUACCAUGGUUGUGAUUUCUUCCCUGAACGCUGGUUUCAUAUAGUUUUUGUGCUGAAAACAGAUAACAGUGUAUUGUACAAAAGACUUGAAACAAGGGGUUAUAAUGAGAAGAAGCUGAAAGACAAUAUUCAGUGUGAAAUUUUUCAAGUUCUUCAUGAAGAAGCAUUAGCAUCUUACAAGGAAGAAAUAGUGCAUCAGCUGCCCAGCAAUACCCCAGAAGAUCUGGAAGAUAAUAUCAAUCAGAUAUUGAAAUGGAUCGAGCAGUGGGUCAAAGAUCAUAGCUCUUGACUUCCAGGACUGGCCACUUUGCAGUCGCUCUUGAUGUCUCUGCCCACGUCGUAUGCAUUGUCCGAUUAUCAGUAAAGCUUUCCUAUUAAGCAGCACUGCAGGUCUGUUAGGUGGACGGUAUAAAGGUUUCUAACAAUCUCAAGUAUAAUGAAUAUAAUGUUGCUAAGGAUUGAGAGUAAAAGCUCAUCGUUUAAUGCUUCAAUUGCUAAAAAAUAAAUAAAUCUGACCAAAUGGGUGGAUAUCUUUUAAGUUUAUUACAGAAGAAUAUGAAGAUGAUCUCUUAAAAUAAAGCUUGACUAAAGAUAAA
Messenger RNA from Equus caballus (horse), 1017 nucleotides. It is a transcript of the gene AK6, whose product is annotated as adenylate kinase 6. NCBI's taxonomy places the organism in Eukaryota, Metazoa, Chordata, Mammalia, Perissodactyla, Equidae. Gene Ontology annotation, molecular function: ATP hydrolysis activity; ATP binding; AMP kinase activity. Gene Ontology annotation, cellular component: nucleus; cytoplasm. The record is from RefSeq and is a predicted model, not a curated record.